AUGAGUUCGAACAAUACCGGUACAAUAUCGCCACCACAUGACAACUCCAUACUCGUACCGGUUGUACAAGCGAACUGGCCGGCGUACGUUGAAGAAAUAGCGGAGGUAUUUGGAGCCGGCGCCGAGGUAGAUGAGCCUAUCAGAAGCAACCUGAGCCACGAAACGGAUAUCGAUUCGCUCAACGACUGCUUGAUCAUGAAUCAGCUUAAGUAUUUAGGUAACCUAACUGCUAGCGAUACAGUUAUAACUGCUAUGCCUCAACAACCAGCGCAACCCGGCAGUGUCGAGACGGUCGAGAUACCCUAUCACACCGAUCGCGCUAGCGAGAGUACCUUCGACGACAACGAUUCCGAUGGAGAGUGCGACGGGAGCUACAGCUCCGACGAAGAUUUUGCUGGAGAUGAUGACAGCGACUAUGAGGACCAAGCUGCGACCGGUGACGAUGAUGGCAGCCAUACUGGAAGCGAUUCAGACUUUCCCCAACACAGCACUCGCAACAGCAAGGUUCUUGGAGGCAGGAGGGAGGAAGAAUAUGCGCACUCCACACCACAACAGACCACCACCUUGCUUCACAAACGUCCCCUCCAGGCCCCGGCUUCCUCGCAGAAGGAACAGCCGCUACGCAACCGUCCGGACACAUCCUUUCCGACCCCUUCGAGCACUACCCCACCCUCCAACCCCUUCCGCGGCAACUCACACAACCGUGCGCUUCAACCUAUCCCACCGAAACCUGCCACCGCCAACUCGUUCACCUUCACUAGUGGCAACCAAACCGGGUCGCCUGCUGCCCUGCCUGCCACGGCCGCGGUAGGCAGGUCUAGCUCUUUUAAUGACCGACAAUCCAAAGCUGCGCAGGGUUCAAGCGCGCUACGUUGUCAUUCAUUCGACCCGGUCCCCGAAAGCAUCGACAUCACGUCUCCGGAAACGUCUAGGACCGUGAUUGAUCUGCAAGUCAGGAAAUUACUUGCGCCGUACUUUACUGGGGAUAGGAUCAACGCAAGUCAAUUAGGUUUCUUGAACGAGAAGGUGACGGACAUGCUCUUCGGCGAGUUGAGUAAAGGCUCAGCAGUACAGACAGGAGGACAGGAAGCAUGGGGUAGCCAGGCCAAGGCGGAGGUGGGAAAGCUUAUUCAAAGGGACUUUGCACCGGCGACGUCAGUACAGACAACUGUCUAUCCACCCAGUCGAUACCUUCCUCCUCCGUCCUCCUCCGCCACAACUCCCGCACCGGCUACUAGGACUGUUGAUCCAACUGCUCCUCUUGCCGGUGUGAGGCUUGAUGAAGUCCGACGUGGCGAGGGAUGUACAGCUCCCGUGCCCACGGAAGGGAACCCUUUCGCCCGCAAGGAGACCAGGUCCGGAAUCCCACCUCCCACAACGGCUCAUAGUCCGCCUAGACGUGACGCCGGGAGGGGAAUUCAAACCCAAGCUACGUUAGGCCGAAGCAGGAUCAGCCGCAUGAUGGAGGAAGGAAGAGGAAGUUGGUUAGAGCGUACAAGGACGCAACACCUGGGUACGGAAGAACCCGACCCUCCCGUCGAACAAAGGCGUGUAGAUCGUCGAAAGCAAAGGCCUGCAACACCGCCUCCGCCCAAGAGGGAUAGGAGGCGUAGGCGGCGUGAGAUGAAGUUUGGGCCUCCAGCUCCGUAUAACUCCACGGGUGGCAAAGUCAAGAUAACGCAAGAAGCACUCGUUAUUAUCCUCACUCUUCCUGUGUAUACCGGAACCGUCGCAACCACUCUCCUCCGUUCUCCUGUGACAGCCGUCUCUCUCGCUGCUGCUUCGCUCGCCUUGCAAUUGAACGCAUUUUGA
Messenger RNA from Saitoella complicata NRRL Y-17804, 1812 nucleotides. RefSeq lists its product as uncharacterized. Lineage: Eukaryota; Fungi; Ascomycota; Saitoellomycetes; Saitoellales; Saitoellaceae. The record is from RefSeq and is a predicted model, not a curated record. The transcript has 4 exons. Bases 1 to 1812 code for a protein of 603 amino acids.